AUGCCGCUUUUAAUAGGAGGAAAAGAUGUGAAUUGGCGUGAAACAAAGCAAAAAAUAAAUAUCAAUGUGCAUUUUCGAACUCGAGUAGAAGCAAAAGUUUCGGUUCUUGCAACAAGCAAAUAUUUAAAAGUAAAUUCCUCACCUUGGUUUUGGGAGUGUUUUUUGGCCGCCUCCGUAGAUCCGUGUUUCAGCGUCGUGAGAAUUGACAACGAUACCGUCUCGUUUGAACUUAGGAAGAAGAUCCCAGCACAUUGGAAUCAGCUGGAAGAUUCCCGAAAAGACGAUGCCCAGUUCUGCAAAGAGCAAAGAGAAGCUGCUUUUGAAGAACAUCAAACAUGGCUGCAGGAAAAUCAGGAAUCAAAGUCGAAAAAACAACGUGAAAUUCAUCAAGCAAGCGUACGUAAACAAAUGGACCUGGAAGACCGGGAAAGGAAGGCAAUUGAAAAGCAAAAAAGAAUCGAAAAUGAGAGAGUUGCUUUAGAAAUUAAAAAGGUCGAUUUGGAACUGAAGAAGGCACAAAAAAUUUCUCAACAGAAGGAUGAAAUCCUGAGGAAGAUGAAAGCGAUUCCACCAACUCGAACUCCCGGUCAUAUAACCGUAAAUUUCACGCCACGGGUCUUCCCGACCGCCGCCAGAGAGUCUCAGGAACCUGAAGAGAAGGAGUGGCUGGAAAAGCAAACCGCUGCAGCAGUUAGUUUGGAGCUGGAUUGUACAGAUUUGUCUCCCAAAGAAAAAAAUCCGGAGUGGUUAAAAGAGAAAGCAGAGUCUUUGUAUAAAAAGGGAGAUAACAGAGGAUCUGUUCAAGCUUACUCCUUGGCCAUUCGAAUGUGUCCUAACUUGUACAGCUUGUACUUGGGUCGAUCUGCUUGCCACCUCAACUUGAGAAAUCUGCAUAAGUGUAUUGAAGAUUCUUCAAAGGCAUUAGAGUUGCUACAACCUGCAGUUUCAUCGAAUACUAAGGAUCGUAAAGAAGCUCAUCGAAUACGUGGCUUGGCUUUUCAUCAGUUGAAUCUACCUGUUGAAGGUUUGAUGGACAUAGAAGCAGCUCUGAAAAUAGAUCCUGAUGAUGAUGAAUUGAAGAAGAAUGCUAGAAUUUUACGAGAACUUGUGGAAAAUUCACAUUGAAAAUGGUUAAAAUUUCCUGAACAAUAAAGUUUUUUC
Molecule: messenger RNA, 1161 nt
Organism: Uloborus diversus
Lineage: Eukaryota; Metazoa; Arthropoda; Arachnida; Araneae; Uloboridae
Product: dynein axonemal assembly factor 4-like
Exons: 10
Coding region: 1-1125 (374 amino acids)
Biological process (GO): outer dynein arm assembly; inner dynein arm assembly; cilium movement
Molecular function (GO): protein binding
Source: RefSeq, a predicted model, not a curated record